AUGACAAGACGUUUGAUUGAUCACUACGAUAAUGGAGAAAAUUCCAAUGAUAAAAAUCGUAAUCAUAAGCGAUUUCGAAGAUUUGAUGAAAUCAUUCCUCAACAAAGAGACCUUGAAGAAGAAGUAGGAGAGAACAAUUGCGUUAGUGGACACAUUCUUUGUGGCUCUUGCAAUAGCAAAGACAAUACGUGUCUGAUUUGCAAUGUGUCCACCAUUCAUUGUGAUGACAUGGACAAGUUACAAAUACGUGUGAAAAUAGCAUGCGACUAUGUACAAUAUGGUUGUAAGGAGCUAGUAAAGCAUAGUGAAAAAAAUGCACAUGAGAAUUCAUGUGUUUUUUCUCCAUGUAUAUGUCCUCAAAAAGGUUGCAACUUUAUUGGCAAUUCAAAGGUGUUAGGAGAGCACUUUAAGACAAAUCAUGAGCUGAUUGUACCACCAUUUACUUAUGAUGAAGUUUUCUUUGCCUCCAUACAUUUUCAUGACAAAAACAUUGUUCUUCAAGGGAAAACUAAUGGAGCACUAUUUGUCAUCACCAACAAGACUUUCUACAUUAUGAAAAAGCUCAAUGUUUAUCACAUUGGACCCGAGCCUAAGCCAGAGUAUAGUUUUGAAAUAUUGGCUUGUUCUCCGGAGCCUGAUUGCGACAAUAUACGACUUAAAGCUCAAAUCAUCAACAUUCAGAAUUGUGCCUAUAUUCCAUCUUCAAAUUCCCUUUUCGUUCCAUAUGAUUAUUUUAAACCUCGUGGACGACUCUCUAUCAAAAUUCGAAUAACUAAGAUUGGUGAUGUUGACUCUAGAGACAACCUAUAAGUCUUUGAGAGGUCU
Molecule: messenger RNA, 825 nt
Organism: Cicer arietinum (chickpea)
Lineage: Eukaryota; Viridiplantae; Streptophyta; Magnoliopsida; Fabales; Fabaceae
Product: E3 ubiquitin-protein ligase SINA-like 4
Molecular function (GO): zinc ion binding
Source: RefSeq, a predicted model, not a curated record